Epinephelus lanceolatus (giant grouper) is the source of this 2713-nucleotide messenger RNA. RefSeq lists its product as uncharacterized. Lineage: Eukaryota; Metazoa; Chordata; Actinopteri; Perciformes; Serranidae. The record is from RefSeq and is a predicted model, not a curated record. Gene Ontology annotation, molecular function: sequence-specific DNA binding.
AUCAGGCGUGCCUACUUAUUAACGGUAAUGUGUUGUUGGCAGUUGCUAGGCUCCGUGGAUAACGGAAAAUGAUCCGGUUGUCUUUGCGACAGCUGCGCCAACAUGAAACACCUUUUGGAAAGGUGUCAAAGUUGGAAAACUGUCUGUUUCCACUUUCAAAUACAUUUUACAAAGCAGAGCUAGCUAGCUGUAACUGUCGCCAAGGCUGCUGUAUCUCUGUACAGUAUUUUGACACUUGAGUACUACGCAUCCCAGAAUGCAAACGUCUUUACAGUUUACGUCCAGCGGUCACGUUCACCAAUAGCUUGAGCGGUCACUGUACCAAACUCAGAAAUGGUGUCAGUCGUUCACCUAUAAUUCCCUUAUUUCUUUUACUCUGUGGUUACUUUUCAUUUCUGUAACGAUGCCGGGGAUGUGCUCAGUGCCGGGCUGUAAGGGCUACAAGAAGGCCAGGUCCCGGGGAGUCGUCUUCCACUCACUGCCCACCAGAGACCCGGAGCGAUGCAGAAAGUGGUUAAAGGCCAUACAGAGCCCCAAAUUUGACGAAAACACACCAGUGAGUAAAUACGGCAAUAUACGAGUCUGCAGCCAACAUUUUAAACCGGAAGACUACGAGCCGGACAUACAGGCGGAACUCAUGAAAACAACGCCCCGAAAAAUCCUCAGGUCCAACGUCAUUCCGACUGUAUUCUCUGGAAGACAGCAAGAGGACCUCUGCACAUACCUGCCAGCUGAUGACAGGAGCCCAACACAGGUUAAGGUUCCCAGUACAGCUGCUCAAGACUCUACAUCAGUGGUUUCAGGUUGCAGUGUGAACAGUAUGUUGCGAUGGGCCUCUGUGUCAGCUUCAGGUCCAAUAACAUCUUCACAAACUUCUUCCUUGGGUGUUCAAAGUACUGUUGUGGAUACUGCAUCACCUUCUCCCUCCCUGCCAAUUCUUAUUGCCUCAGGAGCACCAAGCACCUCAUCCCAGCCCCCUUCCCCAGCUGAACUCAGUGAAAGCUCGUGCAGUGUGGCAUCUGCAGGUCGUCUGAAUGAGAGCUUCCACAAAGAGGCCGAGUUAAGCUCGACAGCGCCAUCACAAUCAGGCAGAAGCACAGAAAAAGACUUGAGUCAAUCAAAGACUAUUGUAAACGACUGCUGUUUGAUGGAGCUGUUUAAGAAAUGUCAGAUGUGUGGACAGCCCAUAACCAAAAAGAAGGUGUCUCACUGCGGGGCACAGAAGAAGGUGAAGUGGAGCUGCCUCGGCGGACACAGGGGCAUAUGGAUGUCAUCACCUCACCUUAGGGAGGCAUUUCCCGAAAUCCAUCUCCUAACAACUCUUUCUGUUCUUUUUUCUGGAGCCACUUUUACACACUUUAAAAAAUGGGCCAAACACCUACACCUGAAUUUUAUGGGACAUAAAACCUUUUUUGAAAUCCAAAAGGCAUACCUCAACCCAGAAAUGAAGGAGAUGAACAGGACUGAGCAGGAAGGGAUCUUUGUGAAGGACAUACACCAACAGCCUGAAGGCACUCUUCCUCACAUCUCAGAUCCUCUGAAGAAAAUAAAGGCCAAGUCGAGGAGAAGAGAGAAGGGAGCUCUGUCAUCAAGGUCAAGUUAUGAGAUGAGAUCAUCGACACUGAUGAAUUCUACCGGAACAUCAACGCAAGUGCCAACUUCACUGUCAAGACUUGUACAUCUAUCGGCCUCUGAAAGAGGUAAACGGCACCAGCAAGAGGAUGUUGAACAUCAGAAUGAAAUCAGACAUUUGGCGUCAGAGGUAGACGGGCUCCAGGACAGUUUUGAGGAGAUGGAGGUCACCAUCGACGACGAUGAAUGCAAUAGUGUGAAGAACAGACUAUCUGACUUUGACAGUGAUAUGGAAAACGUUGUCGACAGAACUGAGCUGAGUGCUCCAGGAGCUGACAACAGCUGUGAUGAAGACAUCUACGUACCAAUAAUUCCUCAGAGUUACAAAACAUCUGAACUUAAACUGGAGUGUGAAGAAGAGGAGCUGGAGCCAUGGCAGAAACACACUUUACAUGUUCGCUUGAAAGAAGAGCAUGAUGUUGGAGAGUUGAAUGAUAACCAAACAGAUUGUAAACCAGAUCCUUCAUCUCUUCAGAGCUGGGCAGCUGGUCAGCACACUCUGACACCUGAGACCUGUGGUGUUGUCCACACUUCUGAGGGACAUCAAAUCAGCAACAACCCUGUGUCCUUAACCAGUGUCCAGAGUCCUGAAGUAUAUGCAACAUCAUCUAACAAACUGCAGUCAGACCAGUCCAACUCACAGACCCUCUCUGUACCUUUUCCUCCACUGUGCCUUACUGCGAUUAAACUUGAACCAACUGAAACAUGAAACAAUAAAUAAUGAACUUUAAUAUACCAACAGUAAUAAUUGGUAAUUCACACGUUAUAAUUACACACAAUUUGUUGUCGAACCUAAAUGUGUCAUAUCUAAUAUUCCAAUCCAGUAUGUUAUUCAAAACUAAUGGCACGUUAUGUAUAACAUGCAGAUUAUUUGCACUCUGUUGGCUCCUCCGACAUGACGACAGUCUGGGGAACCCUGCACACAACACCUGUUACCUCAUUCACCGAGUACACAUAAAAAAACUCCAUUUAGUUAAAUCUUUUAUUGUAAUAUAAUGUACAGUGAAAUAAAUUCUUUAAUCCUGUUUCGAGUGCUUCACUCGAGUGUUUCGAGUCAGUGAAUAAAUGCUGCUCACAUGUG